GCAGCCAGUCACGUGGGCGGCGGGACCGCGGCCGGCGGUCGCGAGAGGCUGAGGCGGCGCAGGCAGCAGCAUGGCGGCGGCGCUGGGCGGCCUGGGCCUCUUGCAAGGCCGAGUCAGGCUGGCAGCCGCGGCCGCCGCGACCUCCUCCCUCGGCCGGCCCGGCCGCCGGCCGCCGGCGCCGCGAGGCGCCGCCGCCGCUCUCCUCUCGGCCGGGAGGAGCUAUGGUUCCGAGGCGAAGGAAGAGGAGGAGCUGCGGGUCCGGUACCUGGAUGACGAGCACAAAGGAAUUGUGGUGCUUGGAUUAAACAGAUCUCAAGCCAAGAAUGCACUUAACAAAAAUCUUUUAAAAAUGAUGUCAAAAGCUGUGGAUGCUUUGAAAUCUGAUAAGAAAGUACGAACUGUUAUAUUCCGGAGUGAAGUCCCAGGGAUAUUCUGUGCUGGUGCUGACCUUAAAGAAAGAGCAAAAAUGCACUCAAGUGAAGUUAGUUCUUUUGUCUCAAAAGCAAGAGCAACUAUAAAUGAAAUGGCUAAUCUGCCGGUACCUACUAUUGCUGCAAUAGAUGGAACAGCAUUAGGUGGUGGCCUAGAACUUGCGUUAGCCUGUGAUAUAAGAGUGGCAGCCUCUUCUGCUAAAAUGGGCCUAGUUGAAACGAAGUUGGCUAUCAUUCCAGGUGCAGGGGGGACACAGAGAUUACCUCGCACGAUUGGAGUGUCUUUGGCAAAAGAACUAAUUUUCUCUGCGCGUAUUGUAGAUGGUGAGGAAGCAAAAUCAAUAGGAUUGAUUAGCCAUGUGGUAGAACAAAAUGAAGCAGGGGAUGCUGCAUACAGAAGAGCAUUAGCUCUGGCUAGAGAAUUUUUACCUCAGGGACCAGUAGCAAUGAGAGUUGCAAAACUGGCUAUCAAUCAGGGAAUGGAGGUCGACUUGGUAACAGGUUUAGCAAUUGAAGAAGCUUGUUACGCUCAGACUAUUCCAACAAAAGAUAGAAUUGAAGGUCUUCUUGCAUUUAAGGAGAAGAGACCUCCUCGCUACAAGGGAGAAUAAAAGAAGCUGAUGCCUUUAAAAUACAGGGGGAUAAAAGUACUGCUAUGAGGACCAUUAAGGUGCACUUUGCAUCCGCACCUGGAAUAUCACAACCACCAAAGUAAAAGCAAAUCAUACUGAUGUUACAACAUUUUGAAUGUGUCCAUACAUGUACUGGGCCCAGAUAGAAAUGUGUGUCAACUCAUGCUCAUUACAUUUCUGAAGGUUGAUCUGUAUAUUGGCAAGGUCACAGGUUCAUGCAGCAUUUUUAAAAUUUCAUAUGUAUGAAACGUACCGUUCCACAAUUGAAAAAGCUCUGUAAAUUCUUUAUAUAGACAAAACCUAUAUGUGAUGUUAAGUAUAAAUCUGCUGUAUCAUUUUAUCAAAACAAAAGCGACUACUGACCACCAAAAAUAAGAAAUUGUACCAAAUAUGCAUUAAAAUGGUUCUGUAUGUCAGUAAAAAUUAUAUUUGCGUAUUCUACCCGAAUAUGUACAUUAUUAAUAAAGCUAAGGGAAAUGAAAAGGAUUAUUGUUUGGAAAAUAUUACGCUUUCUUUAUCUGACUUACACUAUUCUAAGUAACAUGCCAUUAUGUGCUAAAGUUAAUUUCGUCCUUUUGAUGAAGUCAUUGCCAUUAUACUCAUUUAAUUGUAUUAAAUGAAGACAUUUUUGAGGCCAGCCUUUAAUUAUGCAUUCUUGUAUGCUAAACCUGGCUUUGUCUUGCAUUCUUCCAACAUAUCAUCUGAUCAGCACUGUCUGCUGUGAAGGAACUUUAUUUCACUUGCCUCAGUUAUUUUAAAUUUUUGGUGAUUGUAUUAAAGAUUGUUGUGCAGGGAUGUGACUAAUGCGCUGUUAAAGAAACUAGAAUUCUCUUAAUCCCCAGAAUAUCCUUUUGCAGGUCCUAAUAAUGUAUAUUUGUAUACAACAGGGAUGAUGCUGAAAUGUUCUUAGUUCUGUGGCGGCCUCAGGGUUCUUUUCAUACAUUGAAAGAGAAAUCCAGUAGGUUACGAGGUGAGAAAACUGUUGUGAUUCAUACUGUAUAUUUGCUGUGGACAUGGCAUAUAGAGCAAAUGCCUGGAAAUAACCUCUUAGAAAAUAUUUUUGUUAACUUGACUGGAAAAUAAACAUGGCUUAGCAGUCGGAGGCUGUCUUUUUAUAUGAAAACAAAUUUCUUCAUGUUUGUUUACCAUUGGCUCACAAAACUUGUGCAUGCUUUGCUGUUUCUGCAACAUUAACUAUGGUCAUUGUCCAUAUCUAUGAUGAUAAAGCAGCUGAUCAACAUUAAAUGACAAGAACUUAUUUAAAUUCC
Harpia harpyja (harpy eagle) is the source of this 2331-nucleotide messenger RNA. It is a transcript of the gene AUH, whose product is annotated as AU RNA binding methylglutaconyl-CoA hydratase. The record is from RefSeq and is a predicted model, not a curated record. The transcript is spliced from 10 exons. Gene Ontology annotation, biological process: fatty acid beta-oxidation. Lineage: Eukaryota; Metazoa; Chordata; Aves; Accipitriformes; Accipitridae. The coding region runs from base 71 to 1042 and encodes 323 amino acids. Gene Ontology annotation, molecular function: enoyl-CoA hydratase activity. Gene Ontology annotation, cellular component: mitochondrion.